Sander lucioperca (pikeperch) is the source of this 2398-nucleotide messenger RNA. RefSeq names its product splicing factor U2AF 65 kDa subunit-like. Gene Ontology annotation, cellular component: nuclear speck; nucleus; U2-type prespliceosome. The record is from RefSeq and is a predicted model, not a curated record. Gene Ontology annotation, biological process: mRNA processing. Gene Ontology annotation, molecular function: pre-mRNA 3'-splice site binding; poly-pyrimidine tract binding. The transcript is spliced from 11 exons. Bases 795 to 2195 code for a protein of 466 amino acids. Lineage: Eukaryota; Metazoa; Chordata; Actinopteri; Perciformes; Percidae.
AUGUAUGAAAAUUGUGUACAAACAAAGCAGUUGUUCACUAUUUCUUUACUUUUGCAGCUAUGUAAAGGUGGUUGUUUUUGUGUGCGUUUGUAUGUAAAUUUCUUUACUUUCAACACACUCAUGAUUUAAAGCCAGAAGUCUUAAAUCUAAGAUCUUAAAUAUAAAUCUUCUUGAUUAUUUUUUUUUAAUUAAAAAAACAGAAUUUAAUUAAUCUUAUCUUCACGCUCUUCUUAAAAAUAUUCUUUAUCUUUAAUUGUGUAUUUUAUAUUUAUUUUUAUUUUAUAUGCAUUGUUUCUUCCCAACAUUUGAAUUGAAAUGCAGGUCCCAGUAUUUUCCUAGCCUACAUAUUCAAGAUUUGCAUAGAGCUGCAUUAAUUAAACAAUAAGUCAAAUGACAGAAAAUGAACAUGAAAGUAGGCUAAAACAUCUGAAUACUUCUUCCACCACUACAUAUUUCAAUCAUUCUUUGUAACAUGUUUGAGAAGUUGCCAUUCACACCCCUCACCUUUACUGUCUUGAUUAUCUUCAUUGUAUUUUGUAUAUAAUUGUGCUGCAACUGAUACAUGAUGUAAUGAUGUUAAUAAAAAGGCAAACAUUUUGUUACCUAAAAACUCCGUUAAAUGUAAGUGAUUUUAUUUUGACGGUUUUAACCGGAUGUUGUAUAUACAUUAACUCCACUUUGACACCGGGGAGAUUACAGUGGGUUUGCUGCACUGACAGCGGGCUGGUUGGUUUAUCCUUCCCCUUAGACGAGACAGACCUGCUAUAUUUUUAUACACCGAGACAACCGGCAUAAUGUCGGAUUUCGAGGAAUUUGAGAAACAGCUCAGCGAGAAUCGACAGGAGAGAGAAAGAGAGAGACACAAAAAGAAGAGUCGCAGUGCAUCUCCUGGCCGAGGCGACAAGCACCGCAGCUGGAGCAAAGACCGAGGCAGUCGCAGCCGAGAGAAGAGAAGCCGCAGCAGGGACCGGAAAAGCCGGGACCGCCGGAGCUCCUCGCGGGACCACAAGAAGCACAGCCACUCUCCGAGGCGAACAAGGAAGAAAAGGACCUGCAAAUAUUGGGAUGUGCCUCCUCCUGGUUUUGAACACAUCACACCAAUGCAAUAUAAAGCUAUGCAAGCGGCCGGGCAGAUACCAACGAUAGCUCUGCUGGCGACGUCCACCACCACCGGAGUGGCUGCAGCUCCAACACAAGUGCCCGUAGUUGGCAGUCAGAUGACGAGACAAGCCAGACGCCUCUAUGUUGGAAAUAUUCCCUUUGGAGUAACUGAGGAGUCCAUGGCAGAGUUCUUCAACGCUCAGAUGAGGCUUGCAGGACUUUCACAAGCCCCAAGCAACCCUGUACUCGCUGUGCAGAUUAAUCAGGAUAAAAACUUUGCUUUCCUAGAGUUUCGGUCUGUAGAUGAGACGACGCAGGCGAUGGCCUUCGAUGGAAUCAUUUUUCAGGGUCAAUCACUGAAAAUUAGACGACCUCAUGACUAUCGGCCUUUACCUGGCAUCUCAGAGCAGCCGGCUUUCCACGUCCCAGGCGUCGUCUCCACAGUCGUUCCCGAUUCCCCCCACAAACUGUUUAUAGGAGGCCUGCCAAACUACCUUAACGAUGACCAGGUAAAGGAGCUCUUGACAUCGUUUGGGCCUCUCAAAGCGUUCAAUCUUGUGAAGGACAGUGCCACUUCACUGUCAAAAGGUUACGCCUUUUGUGAAUACGUAGACAUCAGUGCCACAGACCAGGCAGUUGCUGGGCUCAAUGGGAUGCAACUGGGCGACAAAAAGCUGAUAGUCCAAAGGGCAAGUGUGGGAGCUAAAAACACCAAUCCUACCUCCAUCAUAGAGACCCCUGUGACGCUGCAGGUCCCCGGGCUCCAAAGGCUGCAGAACUCUGGCAUACCCACAGAGGUGCUGUGCCUUCUCAACAUGGUGAUGCCCGAGGAGCUGGUGGACGACGACGACUACGAGGAGAUCUUGGAAGACAUCCGCGAGGAGUGCUGCAAGUACGGCAGCGUCCGCUCCAUCGAGAUCCCCCGACCUGUCGAUGGUGUGGAAGUCCCCGGCUGUGGAAAGAUCUUUGUGGAGUACGUUUCUGCUGCAGACUGUCAGAAAGCCAUGCAAGCUCUCACCGGCCGCAAGUUUGCCAACAGAGUGGUGGUCACCAAAUACUACGAUCCAGACAUGUAUCACAGACACGAGUUUUGAAAGUACAUACGAGUUCUGUUUGUGAGCUCGAGUUGAGUUCAGUUCUGUUUCUUUACUCUUCUGAAUGUUGUGAACGCGUCCAAGAAAAGACUUGUUUUAUUACAUCAUCGACUUAACAAACUGGACUGCAGUGUGUGUUUCCUCACUGAAUAUCUAACUCCCAGCUUUAGCUUUAACACCCACACCGUGAACUGAUCUCAUUC